AUGAAACAGCAGGAAGCAGCAAUAGCUGUGAUGAAACAGCACCGCACCAUCAUAGUGUGGCUCUAUGGUCAGGUUCUUUGGAACAGGAGGAAAGUUCGGGGCAUCAUCCGCGCACCCGUGUUCACCAUCUCUGUCAUCACGCUGAGCCGCUCAGUUCCGUUCGUUGACGGUACUCACAUUCGCGCUGUUUUAGACACUCGUUCAUGUUCUCCGUCCCCCCACCCUCUGUCUCUGCUGGAGCACUCCACGCCCAUUUCACGCAGGGACAAAGAGCUUCAGAGCAAAAGUUCCUCCACCUUAAAAACUCCUGAACAGACAAAUCCCUACGCAGAACUGCAUAACAGUGCAUUGGGUGAGAAUCUGCACCUGAAUGAACAGAUGGAUGAAGCUCAGUCUCUUUGUGACAGGAGGAGGGAGGGCAGUCUCCUCAACACGUUGAGUCAAACUUUUCGGGGGCUUGAAGCUGUCAGACGCUGCAGAUAUCAUCACAUUGGAGCGGUGGUGGGUGGCGGGACAUGCACAGGAGAAGAACCAGGAAGAGGCGGAGGAGAGGAAAUGCAGAGAGGGAGUGAAGAAGGGAUGCUCAGUCCAGCAGGUCAAAGAGAGGAUGAAGAGAGUAGUAGAAAUGCUGAUAGAGAGCGAGAGGUGGAGGAGGAGGAGUGCAAGAAGAAAGUUCUGGGAGUGCUGAGGGAGCUGAGUGUUUUUCAUGCAGACAGAGUGACAGCGUGGAGAGAAGUUCUCAGAGAAUGUGCCCACAUGUUCCCCGAGUCUCCAGCAGGGGGCAGUGAUCAGCAACAUCCAUCUACAACAGAUAGCGAAUGUCAAGGUCAAGUCACACCUUGUCCAGACUCCUUCAGUGAUACCUGUCUGAGUGUUGGGGAGGACAUAAAGAACAUUAUAGACAAACUGAACACAAUCAGAACUAAGCUGGAUGAAGAAAUACUCAAGUCAUGUGAGGAGGAGGCCUCACCUGUGGGUGCAGCCCUUCAGGUGACCGGAGAUCCAAAAACAUCAGCGCAACCUGAAGAUGACAACAACCCCUUGAACUCCCAUAAUCCCCUUGAAUUUGACUCUGGAUUUACAGAGGAAGUUGAAGAUGGAGAUGAUCAAAGUCAUACGAUGUCAUCACUUGAUACUGAACAAACAUCGGACUCCAGAUUCAGUAGUUCUGACUGCAACAAUGUGGAAGAGACAGGGAAAGAAUUACUGGUCAAAAAUCAAGGGACUGAUAAUGAGGACUGUGUUUCUCCAGAUAGACAGAAAGAUUUCUGUGAGGAAACAGAAAAGGACACGAAUAGGGUAAAUGACAAGGGCAAAGAGGAGAUGAAUAACGAAUGGAUCACAGUAGGGCUCAUAGGUCAACAGGAGGACAGCCGUUCAGAUGUACCAGACACAUGCUUUAUCAGAGCACCUAUGGGUGUGGCUGAAGUCCUGAGAUGCGAGGUGGCCGACACCCUGAGCUGCCUGAUGGUGGCCGGCUCGGAGGAGCUGGUUAGCAGAGUGAUCAGGGUCCAAGCUCAGGACGGAGCUAACCUCCACUUCCCUGUGACCGUGGUUGUGCCCUUCUGUGCACGUUACCGUGGCAACUAUAGGGAUGUUGCUGUGAAGAUAGUUGAUGGGGAGAGGAGGGCAAGUUACAUCACUCCUGUAACAACAGAGGGCCCGUAUGGAGGGCAGAGGGGCUCAUUUGCAGAGGUGAGGGUGUACACCCUGGGCCUGUUUGCAGUGGUUUCCUGUCUGAAAAGAGAAAAUUACACAGUUCCUUCAAAGGGUUUGUCCCUCAAGCUCCCCAUGGACCCCCGAAUUUGUCUGAACUACCUCCCAGGAUCCUUCACUGCCCCAGUAAUGGCACAAACCAUGAUCCAGACAGUAGAUACCGUCCUUCUGGGUGCCAUCAAGUCCAGAAGUGACGCCUACCAGUCGGUGGUGUCUACAAGUCCACUACUCUACCUCACCCAUCCAUCCUCUCAGCCCCUGAGAAGACCCCUCACUCUCACCCUUCCCUGUCCCCCGAACCCUGAAAAGAAGAGGCACAGAAGAGGACAAGGGGAGGAGUAUGACAAUCAGUCUCGGCCUGUUGGUGCCUUUUCACCGUGGGAUCAACCUGCUUCCCACAGAAGGAGGGUCCUGGGUGCCUCUCUGAAGUCUAAGGAAAUGUCCAAUGAGCUGCUGAUUGCUCUGGGUUCAAGGGACAAACAGUGGAGCGUCCUGGACAAAGUCACAGUCAGGAACCAGCAAAACGGACUGGUGUCCUUAGAGUUGAUCGAGCACUUUGAGAGACUGCUGGUGGUUCGUCUUCACUCUCCGCUGCAGCCGUGCCAUCUCACCUCCCUGGCGGUGGAGCUGGAGGAGUCGGUCUGCUGCCACGCGGUCACCGUCGUGCUCCAGCGUAGACCGGAUGAGCCUCACACCGUCCUGGUGGCGGCUCUGCCCAGCAGAGACCUCAGCUGGGAGCUGUCAAAACUCCAAGCUCAGGGCUACGGGGGCCUCCCAGAGACCUCGUCUGAGAUCUCAAUGUGUGAAGGAGACCAGCUUCUCCUCCGUUUCAGUGGCAACAUCACUUCCACAGGAACUCAGAACGGCCGACGUGAUCUCCCACACGAGCGAAUCACCUUUCACAGUCAGCAGAAGAAUCACCUCUCGGUGCAUCUAACAGAAGUGGACCCGUUUGGGAACUACAGCUCCCCACACUACAAGGGCACGGCCAUGUUUUAUAAGGUCACCAGAGGUCAGAUGGAGUGGCGAGGUGGCAGACCAGUCCCCACGGACACAAAACUCUUGGGAGAUCCCGUUUGUAAGCUGUCUCUGACUUUACCCAAGAAAGUGAGAACCAUCAAUCGGCCCAUCAUAGCCAGGGUGAAGUUAUGCGAGGAGACAGAUUCCCUGUCAGACUCUCUCCUUCUCUGGCUGUCUGGGGAGCUAUCAGAGGAGGAAGUAGCCCUUCUGGUGCUGUCCCUGCGUCUCCGCCGUAGCGCUGCUCAGCUGGUGAAGCUCAGGGCUGGGGACAGCCUGUCCACCCAGGCCUUCCAUGUCCUGGCCAUGUGGAGGAGAGGCCUGCCCGCUGCCGCACACCAACCCAAAGCCUCUCAGCUGGCUCACUGCUUGGCCAAGAGCGGCAGGCCGGACCUGGCCAGAGAGCUGUUGCUGCGACAGGCUGCAGCCACCAGGCCGGGCUCACUGAGAACAGGAAGCUUAAAAAGUAGAACUCACACAGCUUUUUAA
Messenger RNA from Morone saxatilis (striped sea-bass), 3222 nucleotides. It is a transcript of the gene dthd1, whose product is annotated as death domain containing 1. NCBI's taxonomy places the organism in Eukaryota, Metazoa, Chordata, Actinopteri, Moronidae. The transcript is spliced from 12 exons. The coding region runs from base 1 to 3222 and encodes 1073 amino acids. The record is from RefSeq and is a predicted model, not a curated record.